GUUGGCUCUUCCGUACAAGGCGUUUGUUUCCACGGCAAUUCUUCCGGGCUUGAAGCAAUUACCGACGUUACCAAGGACGCAUUUCCUUACGAGGGUCUUCACCCAACGAUAUGUGCUUGCCAACAUUUGUAGAUGAAUCACCACAAAAAUUAUGUUUACCAGUUCUCGUGCUAGAGUGCCCUGUUGUGAGCAUAACGUUAAUUAACGUGUGCUCUUUGCAGUAUAUGCAUCUAAGUGGUUUAGUUCACGUCAUAUAGUAGAGUCCGAGUGUAUCUUUCUCUAGAGACAGCCAACAAGUCAGGCACGUCCUGCACUUUACGAUAAUCCUUCCGGGAAGUCAAUAAAGGGCUUAGGUUAGAUUAUGAUAUCGAAGGUCAAAGUACACUUGCAUAGAACAUAAAAGCUGCGAGCUCUUGCGUGAGUCUCUCUAUAUAUUUCGCUACUCUAUGAGUUGGCAGUAGAUUUGGUGCAGUUGCAAUAUACUUGCUCGGUUGUGUAUCGUACAUAACGCAUCGUAACGAGAAAAGGCUGCCCACGCGAAGAGUCUCGGUAGGUGCGAUGUUUAUACAGUAUAUACAUAUAUUUGUUUUCAUUAUUGAUAACGUACUCGUAUUUGUCCUAGAGAAUGACUAACGAGUUAGAUCUCCAGCUACGUGAAGCUGCCAGCAGAGGAAACGUUGACCAGGUUUCUGAUCUUCUGGAGAGAAAAGGGGCAGACGUAAACAGUCGUGACACGAAUGGAUGGACGGCAUUACACUGGGCCGCAGUUCACAAUAAUUCAGCUGUUAUUUCAUAUCUGAUACAAAAAGGAGUACAUGUCAAUGAAGCUACUAAGGAUGGAUAUACAGCAUUACAGAUGGCAGCUGUCAACAACUACUUCUCAGUUGUAGCAUGUUUGAUGCAGCAUGAUGCAGAUAUCAAUGCGACUUCCAGUAAGGGUGAAACAGUACUAGAACUAGUGAAAAAAUACAAUCACAAAGAAACUAUAAAAAUAAUCGAAUCGUAUACUUCAACUUCAGUCACUUCACCUUCUACGCCAUUUCAACCGUCAGCUGUAAAGUCUCAAUUUGAAAAUGCAUAGAAGUAAUCAAGUUCCCAGCUAGAACUGCUUGUGCUUAUUAUUUUUGCAAAGCAUAUGGCAUUGCGAACAUGGCUGUACACUGUAAAAUAUAAUAGAUAUGUGCAGUAUUAGAGAAGUAGAAUUUAAUUGAAGAAGGAAU
Molecule: messenger RNA, 1220 nt
Organism: Corticium candelabrum
Lineage: Eukaryota; Metazoa; Porifera; Homoscleromorpha; Homosclerophorida; Plakinidae
Exons: 5
Coding region: 626-1081 (151 amino acids)
Molecular function (GO): protein binding
Source: RefSeq, a predicted model, not a curated record